This is a messenger RNA of Pygocentrus nattereri (red-bellied piranha), 1489 nucleotides long. RefSeq names its product required for excision 1-B domain containing (gene rex1bd). The transcript has 5 exons. The coding region runs from base 85 to 537 and encodes 150 amino acids. The record is from RefSeq and is a predicted model, not a curated record. NCBI's taxonomy places the organism in Eukaryota, Metazoa, Chordata, Actinopteri, Characiformes, Serrasalmidae.
UUAAGCGAAGGUAAACAGGAAGUAGCGUUAGCAGGCGAUCGAAAGUAAAAGACCACCAGAGAGAAGCAGCAGCGUUGCUACAUCAUGCCCCCCUCAGAUUUCAGAAGUUUGGUGCGACGGUUUUACGCACUUCAGGCUGAACGCGUGGAGGCAUACAAGCUUUUUGAAGAGGGUCAUGAGGCAUACUUGAGGACAGGGCCCCACUACGACUUUGACCAUUACAGACAACUGGUUCAUGAGAUAACCAAGGCAUUCUGUGGUAUCUCCAAAGAGGUGCUGGAGAUUAAAGAGCGCCUCCACCAAGAUUUUGACCGCCCAGAUCUCUCUGAACACAUUGAAAAGCUGCAGAUCAAGGAGAAGCAGAAACUGGAACUGACAGCUAAAUUGCAGCUGGCCAAGCAGAGUGCUCAAGAUCAUCCAGAUGAUGAAGGCUGUCAGGAGAAGGUCCAGGAGAUCAAACAGGAUAUUAUAAAGAACAAGGAGGCUCUAAGUGAGAUUCUACAGGACUUCAAGUAUGACUCAGAAGAACCGGAAUGAGAGGUAGAGGAUACCACCCAGUCAGAUAUAGGUGUUCUCUCCCACAGCAUUGCCUUUUGGAUCAGCUGAAGCUAUUGAUGCGUGCAGUGUGCACAUGUGCUGCUGAUGUGGACAUGUUUGGCAAGACUGAGUGUGGCUUAUAAGCUCAGAAAUCCUACUUUUUGCUUGUCCUUUUGGUGGUCUUGUUAAAGGAAUGGUUUGGCAAAAGAUCAACUUUAUACAAUUUCCAAACACCCCCAGAAGUAGCUGAGAUCAGCAAAGACAUUUGGUGUCCAAAUUUCGCUUCUUUAUUCGAGCAUUACAAAUUCCAUUAAAAAUAUUACCAGAAGUUCUCUCAGCCUGCUCAAACCAUAUCCAGGUCUUCAUUAAGGUCGUAAACACUUGUCAGGAAGGUUUAGGGCACAGUAUGAUGUGAAGAGGUGUCCGAUUCUGCGGGGCAGUCUUUAGAGAAAUCAGAUUUCAACCACAGCACCUGUUGUGUAACAUGCCUGCACAGCUACAUAGUGAAGUUUUGUUCAUUUUAUGUGGUUCGCAGAAAGUCAUACUGUGUCCUAAACCACACUGAUGAGUCUGCACAAGCUAAUGAUUAAGUGGUUUGAGUGGGUUGAGAAAUUUUGGGCACAUAUAUAGAAAAGACUUGUGUAUCUGUUGACUUCUAAUGUUUUUAGCAUCAUUAGCCUUGUAGCUCCAGUACUUAAAGAAGCAGAAUUUGGACACCAAGCCUACCUUGGCUGAUCCACUACAUCUGCGCUAAGAGGUAAAUUGUGUAAAUUAGGUUUUUUUUUUUUUUGCUAACACGUUUCUUUAAAAUACCAUCACUUUUUAUGAGCCAUGAAAUCAACUCCCAUAAACAAUAUCAGUUCAGAUUGUAUUGAAAGAGGCUGCAUAAUAUAUAUUAAAUAUAUUGUGAUUUUAUACAAAAAUAAAAGAGAAAACAUGUACAAGGAAUCAA